Messenger RNA from Aspergillus versicolor CBS 583.65, 1124 nucleotides. RefSeq lists its product as uncharacterized. The record is from RefSeq and is a predicted model, not a curated record. The transcript has 6 exons. The coding region runs from base 78 to 1037 and encodes 319 amino acids. NCBI's taxonomy places the organism in Eukaryota, Fungi, Ascomycota, Eurotiomycetes, Eurotiales, Aspergillaceae.
CAUAGUUGGCGCCAGGAGAGAAUGCAUUUAAAGCAUUCUUUUUGCAUCAGCUUAUUCAUUUGAUCCAUUCAGUAACAAUGAGGCCGAAUUUCGAAGCCCUCAGCACACGGUAUCAGGAACUGCGAGCUGUUGAGGAUAGUAAAGACAAAAUCAUCGAGGAUUUGCUCGCUGGCAUUAAGCAACUUGGUUUCGACUUUGAGAGGGCAAGGGACGAUUAUGACGACCAGAAAAGAGCCGCAGCCUCGUUGAGGGAAGACAUUAAGGAACACAAGCACAAUAUUAAUGCAAUGAAACGGGCCCAGGAUAAAUUGAGUUUCGUUUCUGUGAUCGUCGACGGAGAUGGCAUGAAUUUUUUAGAAGAUCUUGUUCAAGGCGGAAAGGACGGGGGCGAUAAAGCUGCCCGAUUACUGCUUGAAGCUUCUGAGAGCCAUGUUCAAAGCACUGAUCCCGCUGCACCUUCCAAUACCUGCUAUAAGAUCCGAGUAUACGCCAAUGUUUCUGGUUUGACUAAAGCUUAUCGAACCGACAAGAUCCUGGACCACGAUCAGGACUUGACCUCAUUUAUCCAAGGAUUCAAUAAGGCCCAUCCACUGUGCGAUUUCGUCGAUGUUGGGGACGGGAAGGAGUGUUCUGAUGUUAAAAUGCGAGCCAUUCUUGAGCGAGACCUUGUUGAUAUUCAUUGUCAGCGGGUUGUGUUUUGCGCAUCUGCAGACAAUGGUUAUGCAUCGGUCCUGCGUCAGUAUCGGGGACCAAAGCAGGGAUCAGACCACAUUUCCUUAGUUGAGGGGCCGCCAUUUGCGCGAGAUAUGAAGGAUCUAGCAAUAUGUUUCAUAUCUUGGGUACGUGUGCAUAUAGCCCAUGUAGCCAUGAUCAUCACUUUACGCCAAGCCGCCGGGAAGUCGGCGAUUUGGUGUAUAUCGCGAGGUCGAACCCUUGUUUCGAAGGACUUUCCUGUCGAGACGUUACAUGUAUUUCUGGCCAUCGUUGUGCCUUCGGGACGAGUUGCUCUAACAAACACGAUUGUCGGUUCGAUGUAAGUAUGCAUGACAUUCGUAUGGUUGGCGUGAAAACCAUUGAAGAGUAUCAGUUACGUUAGUUUUUUUUUUUUUUUUUUUUUUUCCCCU